AUGCGUGAAGAUAUUCAAUGUCUCCGUGGUUUGGCUAUAAUUUCAGUUGUAUUAUAUCAUUUAUUUCCAAAUAUUUUACCAAAUGGUUAUCUUGGAGUUGAUAUAUUUUUUGUGAUUUCUGGAUUUUUGAUGUCACAAAUAUUAUCAAAACAACAAGAAAAUGGCCAGAAUAAAUUGAUGAAAAUAGUUGAUUUUUAUUAUCGGCGAAUGAAAAGAAUAUUACCAAUCUAUUAUUUUGUUAUAUUUUUAUCGACAUUUUUGAAAAUCUUUUAUCAAGCUGAUAUUUGGUGGCCACAAAAUGAUGAAUAUUCAAAAUAUUCUUUGGAAUUUCUAACAAAUCAUAAAAUACUUCAAGAUCAAACAAAUUAUUUCAAUCAAUAUAAUAUUGAUGUUGUUACUUCUCGUAAUUUAUUUCUUCAUUGUUGGUCACUUUGUGUUGAAAUACAAUUUUAUAUUAUUAUUCCUUUUAUUUUUAUUGCAAUUAAUUUAUUCGAAAAUGUUGAUUUCAAAAAAAUCAUAGUUAUUGGAAUAUUUUUCGGAUCUUAUUCGAUUACUUUUAUUUCUGUCGAUCCAAAUUUCACAUUCAAUUUUAUGCCGGCUCGAAUUUGGCAGUUUUCAAUUGGAAUUUUGGCACAAAUGUGGUUAAAUGAAUUGAGAAGCAGGGAGAAAUGUGCAGAAGGUUAGUUUGAAAAAAGUGUAGAUAGUACUAUUUGCCAGUCCUCAGUUCAAACUACUUUAUAAAGACCAUGUUUUUUUUCAGAAAAAUCGAGCAUUGCUAAUUCAAACACAGUAAUUCAACUAAAAAUAGUAAUGCAAUCUUCAAUAAUCCUAGUUUUUCUUCCAAUUCAUAUCAAUGAAAAUAUAAUUCGAUUAAUUAUUACAUUAAUUACUGGAUUCAUAAUAUUUGAAAACAACGAAAAUAUCAAAUAUCCAUAUUGGUUAAUUUAUAUUGGAAAUGCUUCUUAUGUUAUUUAUCUUGUACAUUGGCCAAUUAUUACUAUGUUUUCAUCAAAUUUAUCAACAUUCACUGUUAUUUGUAAGUGAUAUAUGUUUUCCAACUUUAAAAAAUUCCCUUUUUUCAGAUCUCAUCAUAAUAACUUCUAUAAUCUUACAUCAUAUUUUCGAGAAAAUUCUCUUACAAAACGGGAAAAUCACAAUAGUCCUAGUGACCGCUUUCAUCCUAGCUUUAAAUAUUGGACUUCAUUUAACUCUUAAAUACAAUCCACCUCAAAAAUCAUAUCCAAUUGAAUACAAUUCAACGAUUAUUGAAAACUUUGACAAUUUACAAAAACGUAUAAAUUGGAUGUCACCAGAUUGUCAAAGUGUAAAGAUUCCCGAAUUUCCAAAAGGAUUUUGGUUCAAAUUUGGAAGAUGUAAAUUUGCAAAUGGAAAUGGAAAAAAGAAAAUUAUGGUUAUUGGAAAUAGUUAUACAGUUAAUUUAAUUCAACCAAUUAAAGAAGCUUUUGAGGGAAAUUAUUCAACAUUUGAAAUGGUUGGAAUUACUUGUAAGUUAUUUUUAUUUGAAUGAAGUUUCAAAAUUAAUUUUUCAGCCAAUUUCGGAAUUUUUUACAACGACGAAGAUGAUUCGGAGUUAAAGCUGACACUAACACGAAAAUAUGUGAAAGAAGUUAAACCAGAUAUUCUAUUUAUAAUAACUCGUGUUUCGAAACAAGAAAAAUCUCGAAUUUUCGACCACAAAACUGAUGACGUCAUUUUGCAAUACAACGACAAUAUUAAAUUCUACGAGAAUCUCGUUGACAAAAUCUAUAUUCUUGGUGCAUUUCCAGUCGUCACCCACAAUUUUAUCUAUCAAUUCAUUGAUAAAUUAGAACUCGAUGUUAGUCGAGACAAAUUACAUGAUUUUCGAAUUUCUGAAAAUGAUAUGGAAGAAAGUAUUAGAUUCUCCAAAGAUCGUUUCAAUUCUAUUCAAUGUCGUAAAUGUGAAAUUAUGGAUAUGACAAAAGUUUUUAUGAGAAAUAGCUAUUUUUAUGGAUAUGACGAUGUAACUUUAUUAUCCUAUUUCGAUAAUGAUUUACAUUUUACAAAGACCGGUUUGGAUAAAAUUCGACCAUUUUUUGAAGAAAUUGUGCAAAAUAUUACUUUAAUUUAA
Caenorhabditis angaria is the source of this 2110-nucleotide messenger RNA. The record is from the annotation of a GenBank genome assembly. NCBI's taxonomy places the organism in Eukaryota, Metazoa, Nematoda, Chromadorea, Rhabditida, Rhabditidae.